AAGCAGAGGCUUUGCAUUGCUUGGGCUGAAGUUGGCUUUGGUAAGACUCUGCUGGAAAGGGAAAGCUUGUAACUGCUGCAGAAUCAUGGUUAAAGCAAAGGUCUGGAUCCUGAGGAAGCAUUUCGAUGGAUUUCCAAAGGACAGUGACUUUGAAAUGAAAGAGGAGGAACUACCUGAGGUCAAGGAUGGAGAGGUCAUGCUGGAGACAAUCUUCCUCAGUCUUGAUGCAUAUAUGAGGGCUUUGAGCAAGGCACUAAUAAACGAAGGUGAUGUGCAGUUCGGGGGUCAGGUGGCCAAGGUGAUUCAGAGUAAGAAUCCAGCGUAUCCUGUGGGCUGUUACGUGCUGGCUCCAUGUGGGUGGAGGACGCACAGUGUGACCAAUGGAAACGGAUUAUUUGGCCAGAUCAUGACUCGUGUUCUUCCUGAUUGGCCCCAAGACAUUUCACUGUCAAUGUCCCUUGGUGCCCUAGGGAUGACUGGUCUGACGGCUCUGUACGGUGUGGAGGAGGUGCUGCAGGUGAAGCCGGGUGAGAUUGUGCUGGUGAGCGGAGCAGCAGGAGCCGUGGGCACCAUGGUGGGACAGAUCUGUAAGAUGAAGGGCUGUAAGGUGGUGGGAUCUGCAGGAAGUGAAGAAAAGGUGUCCUUUCUGAAAGAGGUGGGCUUUGACCACGUCUUUAACUACAGAACUGUAUCUUCCCUGGAUGAGGCACUGAAGGAGGCGUCACCCGAGGGAUACGACUGCUACUUUGAAAAUGUGGGAGGACCAUUCUUCACUGCAGCCCUGAAUCAGAUGAAGAUGGAGGGACGCAUUGCUGUGUGUGGAGCAAUCUCACUGUACAAUGACAACACGCCACAGAUGUGUCCAUACCCCCACAUGGCCCUGCUAACCCGCAGACUUAAAAUACAGGGCUUCCAAGCCAAUCAGUGGCCUGAAAAAGACGAGGCAUCAACCAGACGACUGGUCGCAUGGAUGAAGGAGGGUAAGAUAAAGGCGAAGGAAAAAAUCACUGAGGGCUUUGAGAACACCCCCGCCGCCUUCAUCCGCAUGCUGAAAGGGACAGACCUGGGAAAAGCUCUUGUUAAAGUGUAGUGUUUACAGGCAGAUAAAGCACACCUUGUACACUCUGUAACAGUUUAAUGUGCGGGUAAACUACUGUAUGAAUUUGUAUCUGUGAUUCACAUCUGAUUGAUAUGUUCACUGCUAUUGUUUAGACUCUUUUAAUCGAGCAUUUUGGAACUAGCACUGCUGAGGAGGAUGGCAGAAGGCAAUGAGGGGAAUUAUCUUUUUUAUAUAUUUUUUAGAACUGUUCAAUUGUCUUGUUGUUUUAGCAGAGUGAUUCUCAAACAUUUUAAAUCAUGUACCAUCUGUGAUCAAAUUAAACUGAUCAUCAAAAAACCUA
Molecule: messenger RNA, 1400 nt
Organism: Astyanax mexicanus (Mexican tetra)
Lineage: Eukaryota; Metazoa; Chordata; Actinopteri; Characiformes; Acestrorhamphidae
Product: prostaglandin reductase 1
Exons: 8
Coding region: 86-1090 (334 amino acids)
Biological process (GO): prostaglandin metabolic process
Cellular component (GO): cytoplasm
Molecular function (GO): 15-oxoprostaglandin 13-reductase [NAD(P)+] activity; 2-alkenal reductase [NAD(P)H] activity
Source: RefSeq, a predicted model, not a curated record